AUGCAUAAUGAUCAGUCACUUAAUGAUUCAUUUUCUAAAUUCAUUCAAAAUCUUCCAAAAGAAACUCAAUCGAAUGCAGCAUUCUAUAAAAAUUAUCUAUCUUUAUCAAAUAUUCCAUCUGAUUCUAUUCAAAUUCGAUCUCAAUUUUUUUAUAUUUUAAAGAAAUUCAUUGAAAAAAGUCUUCCAAUAGUUGAUCUUAGUUUACCAUUAAGACAAAGUUUUUUCACUGAUCAAAUUCGAAUAAUAAAAUCUUACUUAUUAUCGUCAACAAAAUUUCAAUUAUUAGCAAAAUCUUUAGAAAAAACCGAAGUUGAAUAUAAUGGUGAUUGGAAUAUAGUUAAUUUUGAUAUAAUUAAAGCUAAUUCAAAUAGUGACAACAGUGAAAAUACAAUGCUCUAUCAAGCUUAUCAACAAUUGCAUACAAAUGCUCAUAUCACAUUUCGACGAUCGAAUGAACAACUUUGGCAUGCACAAUAUAUUGGAAUGCAUAGUACUGAUCAUGGUGGAUCAUAUCGGGAUUCAAUAACUCGUAUUUGUUCGGAUAUAUGUUCUUCACGAUUAUCAUUAUUUAUUUUAUACCCAAAUGGACGUAUGAAUAGCGAUUUAAAUCGAGAUUGUUGGAUUCCAAAUGUUUUUCCACCCAAUAAAUCAAUUUCAAAUAAAUAUAAAACACAAUAUCGUUUUGUUGGACAAUUAUUUGGUAUGGCUAUAAGAGAGAAACAUUAUUUAAAUGUCAAAUUUCCGAUUUUAUUAUGGAAAAAAUUAUUAAAUGAAUCGAUUACUGUUGAAGAUAUUGAAACAGUCAAUUUAGAAAGGGUGUAG
Molecule: messenger RNA, 822 nt
Organism: Rotaria sp. Silwood1
Lineage: Eukaryota; Metazoa; Rotifera; Eurotatoria; Philodinida; Philodinidae
Source: the annotation of a GenBank genome assembly